CUGGCUUGUGUUGGUGCUCUUGGAGAAUUAAAAGAGUCAAACUUUCACUUACAUCAGCAAAGACAGGCGCGGUGAAGUGCUGAUAGAGUCGUUAAACUUGGUAAGAGAUAAGCUAGUCAGUUCUCCAGGGUGAGGUGCCUCCGAAGAUACUGCUAUGGCCAAGGUACAAGUAUUGAAUGUAGCUGUACUGGACAACCCGAGCCCAUUUGGAAACCCUUUCCAGUUUGAAAUAACGUUUGAAUGCAUGGAGGAUUUGCCAGAAGAUCUGGAGUGGAAGAUCAUCUAUGUGGGUUCAGCUGAGAGUGAGGAAUAUGACCAGGUUCUGGACUCUGUUCUAGUUGGCCCGGUACCAGCUGGCAGACACAUGUUUGUGUUUCAGGCGGAUGCUCCUAACACAGGGCUGAUUCCCGAGAGCGAUGCUGUAGGAGUGACCGUAGUCCUCAUUACCUGCACCUACCGUGGACAGGAAUUCAUCCGCAUCGGUUACUACGUCAACAAUGAAUACACAGACCCUGAACUACGAGAAAACCCGCCUCUCAAACCAGACUACACUCAGCUCCAGAGGAAUAUUUUGGCUUCCAAUCCCCGUGUCACCCGCUUCCACAUCAACUGGGAGGGCUCAGCAGACAAGAUGGAGGACAGUGAAAACGUUGACCCGUCCCCAAACAUCAGCGGCAUGCUCCCUCCGUCCUGUAUACCGGGCAAGAUGCCACCUCUUGGACUGAUGCCAGACAACUCCAUGGAUUGCAUGUAAGAAUCAUCAGAUUGACAUAAUGGACAAGGAGCCCCCCUCUUACCUGUACACGCCCCCCACACCACAAACACACAAUUCAACAAAGAGGUCACGGACGCAUCUACAUAACACGUGGACAUUAACAGGAAGCACGGACACUGUUUUUGUACAGCAUACGUUAACGGGAUGGAUCUGGAAUUGUUAAUUGUCCUCUCUUACAACACAAACGCAGAUCUCAACAGCCAACAUUGCCUUAUUUUACCGUAUGUCUGUCUUAGAUGAUAUUAAAGUCGAGCCAGAGAAAAGUUGGAAGUCAUCGGGGCGGAUCUGUAGACAAGGCCACCACAUCCUCACAGCUUUGAGACUUACAAGUCACACUCAUGCACUGAUGUAAACCUGUUUGGUACCCAUACAGUGCUGUUCCUUUUUGUCCUCCUCAGCACAAAUCAAAGCUCUGGGCAGAACACACUGACCAGCAGAGCGCUCUUUGUUUCAGAGUAGGUGUAGCACUGGCUGCACAUCGAAAAAGCAUUUAAUUGUUCAGGGGUUUGUCUCAUCUGAGGUAAAUUUGUUGUGUUGGAUAUACCUGUGGAAACAAAUCUUCCUUAGCAUAUAGAGUAAAACCUGGUACCUCCACAAAUCCGGAAGAUUUGACUGACAACAUUGGCAAAUUUUUCCCAUGAGUUCUAACUCAGUGAACAUGCUUUGAAAAUCCCCAGUUCAGAUAAUGUUCUAAAAGAUGUCCGUCUGUACUUAUGCACACAUGUUAGUGAAGGCAACGAUGGAGAAAUGAAUGCCACUUCACUGUUAAGUCGUUCUGAUGAUUGAUUGAGGCUCACUGUAAAUAAUGUUUUCCCAGCGCUUAUUUUGCCUUCGAGAUGAGAAGGCAUUUUUCUUUUUGUACUUAUUCUCUGCCUAAGUAUUUGUUACAACAGUAAUGGGUUUAAUAAAGUUUGUUUUGUGGACCUUGUGCUGCU
This is a messenger RNA of Scomber scombrus (Atlantic mackerel), 1710 nucleotides long. It is a transcript of the gene asf1bb, whose product is annotated as anti-silencing function 1Bb histone chaperone. Gene Ontology annotation, molecular function: histone binding. Gene Ontology annotation, biological process: DNA replication-dependent chromatin assembly. NCBI's taxonomy places the organism in Eukaryota, Metazoa, Chordata, Actinopteri, Scombriformes, Scombridae. Gene Ontology annotation, cellular component: nucleus. Bases 155 to 754 code for a protein of 199 amino acids. The record is from RefSeq and is a predicted model, not a curated record. The transcript is spliced from 4 exons.